AUGUCCGCGGACGCUAAGCUCAAGGCCGACGUCGCCGCCUUCCUGCGCUCUGGUGGCGCGCGCACCUCAGCGGAGAGCGACCCGUUCAAUGAGCCCAACGACUGGGAGCGUGGCCGCGGCGGCAAGGGUGGUGCAGGCAAGGGCGUCGGCAAGGGCAAGGGAGGCGGAAAGGGAGGCGGAAAGGGAGGCAAGGGAGGCGGCAAGGGCGGCGGCAAGGGCGGCGGCAAGGGCGGUCCCGACCCGUGGGCCGUGGCAGAGGCGCGGGGCUCGACAAAGCGCGAGGCGGCGGGCACGCUCGCUGCGGCCGCCAACCUCUCGGAGGAGGCGCUUCGGCGCGCGCCUCCGAUGGCGCUGCCCGUCUGCUCCGCCUGGUGGGAGGAGGGCCUGGUGGCCGCCGCUUCCGGCGCUGCUCCGCUCGGGGCAUCGCGAGCCACAGAGCUGCGGGCGAGGGCAGAACAGCUGCACGAGUCGGAGCAGCAGGCGUUUGCGGCGGCGCAGGCGAAGAAGCACGGCAGCGACGCGCGCUUCGUCGCGAAGCUCGUCGCCUCGGGCACCAUCCGCGACCGCCUCGCCGCCCUCCAGGCGGUCGAGGCGCUGCUCGCCGUGUUUCUGCGCCAGCUGCUGCCUCCCGACCGACCUCUCGUCCCCCUCGAGAAGCAGCGGCUCGGCGCGUCCCCUUCGGACAGGGCGCUGCUGUGCGCGCACUACGAGGACCGACUCAAGGCGCUCUACGGCGAGGCGGCGCUCUACGGCGAGGCGGCGCUGUACGGCGAGGCGGUGGCGGUGGUGAGUGCGGGCGCGGCGUCCAACUUGCCGCAUCUGAAGCAGCGGAUGGUGAGCGGGCUGCACGAGAUGCUGUCCGCGAGGCCGGAGCUGGAGCACUCUUUGCUCCCUUCGCUCGUCAACAAGCUGGGCGACCCAGACAAGAAGGUCGCCUCCCGUGUCACGCACCUCCUGGGCCAGCUCUCGCAGUCGCAUCCCCCGAUGAAGCCGGUGCUGCUCGCCGCCGUGCAGCGGUUUGUCCCUCGGCCGAACGCGGCGAUGGACUCGCGCAUGCUCUCCGCGCUGCUGAGCGGCAUACACCGCGCCGUGCCGUUCUGCAGCGCGCCGGCCGAGCUGCUGCUGAAGCAACUCGGCGCCUUCUCUUCCGCUGCGAGCGCCCUCUUCCGCUGCGCGCACGCCGCCAACUUCUCCAUCACCGCGCUGAUGAUCCUCUCUCACGCGGCUCGCUUCGACGACUCACUGACGGACCGGUUCUACACCGCGCUCUACGACGCGCUGCUGCACCCGGACCUCCCCGCGUCCGCCAAGCUCGCGCUCUUCCUCAACGUCGCGAUGAAGUCGGACGCGUCCGAGCUGCGCCGCGCCGCAUUUGCCAAGCGGCUGCUGCAGCUCUGUGCGCACGCGACGCCCGCGCUGGCUUGCGGCGCCCUCCUCCUCCUCUCGGAGGUGGCGCGCGCCGCCCCCUCCCUCCGCGCGAUGAUUGCGCAGCCGCAGAUCGCAAUCUCGCAGCCGCAGAUCGCAAUCUCGCAGCCGCAGAUCGCAAUCUCGCAGCCGCAGAUCGCAAUCUCGCAGCCAGCCGGCGCCGGCGCCGCGGGCGGCGGCAGCAGCAGCCGCGGCGACCCGCUGCACGACUUCCAGUUGGGCUCGUUUCUGGACAAGUUCGUCUUCAAGAACCCGAAGCGAGGUGCGUUCGCGCAGCAGCUGGCGGAGGGGCUGAUGGCGGACGACCCGGGCGACGACGACGACGAGGGCCUUUGGCUCUCUCGCCCCUCCGGCGGCUUCGGGCUCGACGGCCUCGGCGACAGCAGCGACGGCGGCGGCGACGACGACGAGGAGGAGGAGGUGGUGGAGGAGGAGGAGGAGGACGAGGCGGCGGGCGACGAGGACGACGAGCCCCUCAGCGGUUUCGAGGACGACGACGACGACGAGGAGGAGGAGGAGGAGGAGGCGGGCAAGAAGGGCGGCGGCGGCAAGCAGAAGCGCAAGCGCGGCGGCGCCACCUUCGCCGACGCCGACGAGUUUGCGCACAUCCUCGAGGCGUGGGACACUUCUUAG
Messenger RNA from Emiliania huxleyi CCMP1516, 2058 nucleotides. RefSeq lists its product as hypothetical. Lineage: Eukaryota; Haptophyta; Isochrysidales; Noelaerhabdaceae. Bases 1 to 2058 code for a protein of 685 amino acids. Gene Ontology annotation, cellular component: nucleus. The transcript has 13 exons. The record is from RefSeq and is a predicted model, not a curated record.